AUGAUGUUUGAAUCUCCAAGCAAGAAGAGAUGGAACCUCUCAUCAUCUUACAGAGAGACAAUUGUACUUGGAAGAUACAGCAAAAGUUGCAGAGAGCAAAAGCAACAACGAAGAAGAAGAAGUACAGAGGAGAGACUCUUGCCCAAGUGGAAGGUUCUGUUGAGGAAACUCAAGCUCUUGCCUUCUCCUUCAAAGGUCGCGGCUUAUGAGCCUUAUGAUUACUCUUUGAAUUUCGAUCAAGGGCCAGGAUGGCACGACCACGAUGAGCCCGACAAUCUUGCUAGGUCUUUCUCUUCUCGGUUCGCUGAUCCCACCCGAAUUCGAGCAACACGCUUGCUCUUUUGA
Messenger RNA from Arabis nemorensis, 345 nucleotides. The record is from the annotation of a GenBank genome assembly. NCBI's taxonomy places the organism in Eukaryota, Viridiplantae, Streptophyta, Magnoliopsida, Brassicales, Brassicaceae.